UGGCUCUUCCUCCUAUCGUCCAUCUUCCCACACCGCGCUGUUCCGACCACUGCAUUGAUGCUGUUACCUCCCUCGGCGAUGACGUCACCGCCCCGUGGUUCGGUACAGCAUCCUCCUCCGACACAACCAUUUUGGACACCACCAUCCACUCCAGACCCAAGCCUGCAGGUCAGCGGCCCCCACGGCCACCGCCUACCCCGAAAAGGCACCUCCUUUCACGGGUCGACAGAGGACACCGAGUCCUUCCGUCUUGAUGGAGACUGGUCGUAGGCGGGAAGGAUCCAAUUGAAAAUACGACUGAGGUCCACAAACACGGUGCUAACGUCACAGCUGCGGUGGUCCAAAUAAGUCGGCUAAGAAGGGCGGUGCACCAUGGCGGGAGCCUCUGUGAAGGUGGCGGUCCGUGUCCGGCCUUUCAACUCCAGGGAGAUGAGCAAAGAGAGCAAAUGCAUCAUCCAGAUGUCAGGAAACACUACCACCAUUAUUAACCCCAAGCAGGCCAAAGACAACAAGAGCUUCAACUUUGAUUACUCCUACUGGUCACACACUUCGCCCGAGGAUGUGAACUACGCAUCUCAAAUGCUCGUCUACAAAGACAUCGGCGAGGAAAUGCUGCUGCACGCCUUCGAGGGUUACAACGUCUGCAUCUUUGCGUAUGGACAGACAGGCGCCGGCAAGUCCUACACUAUGAUGGGAAAGCAAGACGUCAAAGAUCAACAGGGCAUUAUCCCGCUGCUGUGUGAAGAUCUCUUUACCAAAAUCAACGACAACACAGACAACAGUAUGUCCUACUCCGUGGAGGUGAGCUACAUGGAAAUCUACUGCGAGCGUGUGCGUGACCUGCUCAACCCCAAGAACAAAGGCAACCUGCGGGUGCGAGAACAUCCGCUGAUGGGCCCCUACGUGGAGGACCUGUCCAAGUUGGCUGUCACCUCCUACAAUGACAUCCAGGAUCUGAUGGACUCUGGCAACAAAGCCAGGACGGUGGCUGCUACCAACAUGAACGAGACCAGCAGUCGCUCACACGCCGUUUUUAACAUCAUUUUCACUCAGAAACGCCAUGACGCCGACACCGACAACACCUCUGAGAAGGUGAGUAAAAUCAGUUUGGUGGAUUUGGCCGGCAGCGAGAGAGCUGAUUCCACUGGAGCCAAAGGGACCAGGCUGAAGGAAGGAGCCAACAUCAACAAAUCCCUAACCACGCUGGGAAAAGUCAUCUCCGCUUUGGCAGAAGUGGACUCUGGACCAAACAAGAACAAAAAGAAGAAGAAAGUGGAAAGUUUCAUUCCUUAUCGCGAUUCAGUUCUGACUUGGCUACUCCGAGAGAAUCUUGGCGGGAAUUCACGCACCGCCAUGGUGGCUGCGCUGAGCCCGGCGGACAUUAACUAUGAUGAGACACUCAGCACACUCAGGUAUGCCGACCGCGCCAAGCAAAUCCGCUGCAACGCAGUCAUCAACGAGGAUCCUAACAACCGGCUGGUGCGUGAGCUAAAGGAGGAGGUGUCUCGCCUGAAAGACCUGCUCUUUGCCCAAGGCCUGGGUGACAUCAUCGAGACAUUUCGAGGGUCUGCUGCUGAGAUCGAGGGUUUGAAACUGACCAACGCCAUGACGGGCAUGAGUCCUUCGCCGUCACUGUCAGCCCUUUCCAGCCGCGCUGGCUCCAUCGCCAGCCUGCACGACCGCAUCAUGUUCAGCCCGGCCAAUGAGGAGGCCAUUGAGCGCCUGAAGGAAACUGAGAAAAUCAUCGCAGAGCUCAACGAGACAUGGGAAGAGAAACUUCGUCGGACUGAAGCCAUUCGAAUGGAACGAGAGGCCCUGCUGGCAGAAAUGGGUGUGGCCAUGCGCGAGGACGGCGGCACAGUUGGCGUCUUCUCCCCCAAGAAGACGCCUCAUCUGGUGAACCUGAAUGAGGACCCGCUCAUGUCCGAGUGCCUACUCUACUACAUCAAGGAUGGAAUCACCAGAGUGGGCCGUGUGGAUGCCGCAAGCCGCCAGGACAUCGUACUUAGCGGCCACUUCAUCAAGGACGAGCACUGCACUUUCACCAGCUCCUCUGGACCGCAGGGGGAAACCGUUGUCCUGGAGCCCUGCGAAGGAGCUGAGACCUACGUCAACGGCAAGAGAGUAACAGAGGCCACAGUCCUCAAAUCAGGCAAUCGUAUCAUUUUGGGCAAGAGCCACGUGUUCCGCUUCAACCACCCCGUGCAGGCGCGGGCUGAGAGGGAGAGGACCCCGUGUGCCGAGACUCCCGCGGAGCCCGUGGACUGGGCCUUUGCCCAGAGGGAGCUUCUGGAGAAGCAAGGCAUUGACAUGAAGCAAGAAAUGGAACAGAGGCUGCACGAGUUGGAAGAUCAAUAUCGCAAAGAAAGAGAGGAGGCCAACAACCUGCUGGAGCAACAAAGACUGGAUUAUGAGAGCAAGCUGGAGGCUCUUCAGAAGCAGGUGGAUCGUUAUUACCCAGAGGCUCCCGAGGAAGAGGAGGAACCAGAAGAGGAAGUUCAGUGGAGCGAGCGUGAAAGAGAGCUAGCCGAGUGGAGCUUUCGCAGGUGGAGGUGCUAUCAGUUCACCUCCCUACGGGACCUCCUUUGGGGCAACGCCAUUUUCCUCAAGGAGGCCAACGCCAUCAGCGUUGAGCUCAAGAAGAAGGUUCAGUUCCAGUUUGUGCUGUUGACCGACACCCUCUAUUCGCCGCUCCCACCCGACCUGCUUCCGCCUGAGGCCGGAAAAGAGCGUGAGAGGCGAAUCUUUCCGCAAACAAUCGUGGCCGUGGAGGUGCAGGAUCAGAAGAAUGGAGCCACUCAUUAUUGGACCCUGGAAAAACUCAGGCAAAGACUCGAUCUCAUGCGAGAGAUGUACGACCGUGCUGCCGAGGUUCCUCCUACCAUUGCCCUUGCCUCCUCAACGGGUACAAAUCCCACCACAGACGACGGUGAAGGUGCCAUGACGGGCGGCGACCCUUUUUACGACCGCUUCCCAUGGUUCAGAUUGGUGGGCAGAAACCCUCUUUUCAACGCGUGCAUGAGCGAGCGCAUGAGCGACCCCACUCCGUCCCCCACCCUCUCCGCCUCCGAGACCACCGACUCCCCUCAGCCGGAGGCUCGAGGCGGCGGCGAGGACGACGAGUCGGAGGAUCUGGACGAUGAUAUCUUUUUGGAUGAGCCAAGCUCGGAGCUGGUGGGAGAGGAGGAGGAGGAUGAUGAGGAUGAUGAUGAGGAGGAGGUGGAGGAGGAGCGAGAGCUGUGCCGAAGCUCCAGCGAAGGCCAGGAUCCCUUUUACGACCGCUCGCCAUUAUUCAGUGUAGUGGGAAGGUCAUUUGUAUACUUAAGCAACCUGCUCUACCCCGUUCCCCUGGUGCAUCGUGUGGCCGUCGUAAGCGAGAAGGGCGACGUUAAGGGCUUCCUGCGUGUGGCGGUGCAGGCCAUAUCGCCCGAUGAGGAAGCACCCGACUACGGCUCAGGGGUGCGACAGUCGGGCACUGCCAAAAUCUCCUUUGAAGAUCAACAAUAUGAAAAGUUUCAGUCUGAGUCCUGCCCAGCGGGCCUGUCACGCACUGGAAUCUCCCAGGAGGAACUUCGCAUCGUGGAGGGCGAGGGGCAGAGCACGGAGACAGGGCCCUCGGCGGACGAGGUCAACAAUAACACAUCUGGCAGUAAUGAAGACGACUUGGCAGCGAAGUCGGGACUGGAUGGGCAAGUGGAUGUGACGGUGGAGCAUCUGAAGAUCGGGAAUGUUUUCACCUUUCGUGUGACCGUGCUGCAAGCAUCCAACAUUUCCGCUGAGUACGCUGACAUCUUCUGCCAGUUCAAUUUCAUCCACCGGCAUGACGAAGCCUUCUCUACUGAACCCUUGAAGAACACGCCCCGUGGACCGCCACUGGGCUUUUACCACGUGCAGAAUAUUGCCGUUGAAGUAACCAAAUCGUUUGUGGACUACAUCAGCACUCAACCGAUUGUGUUUGAGGUGUUUGGACACUACCAGAAACAAGUUUUUCUUCCUCUCUGUAAAGAUAUCAUCAGUCCACUGCGGCCCUGCAGGAGACAGUUCCCCCGUGUGAUGCCUUUGUCCAAACCAGUGCCAGCCACCAAGCUGACGGCGAUGGCGCGCCCGCAGGUAGGACCGUGCCACUGCAAGUAUGACCUGAUGGUUUUCUUUGAGAUCUGUGAGCUGGAAGCCAACGGAGACUAUCUCCCUGCUGUGGUGGACCACAGAGGAGGAAUGCCUUGUCACGGCACCUUCCUCCUGCACCAGGGCCUCCAGAGGAGAAUCACCGUCACCAUCGUGCACGAAUCUGGCGGCGACAUCGAUUGGAGAGACGUGCGCGAGCUUGUUGUCGGACGUCUCCGCAACACGCUGGAAUCUGACGAGAGCAUCGUGGACCCCAACAUUCUGUCCCUUAACAUCUUGUCCGCCGGCUACGUCAGGCCCUUGCACGAUGACAGACAGUUUCUUGAUUCAGACAUGCCUAGCAUCUCCCGUCGGGGACUUGAUCCGAGGACGUUCUACCGCUUCGAGGCGGCGUGGGACAGCUCCAUGCACAACUCCCUGCUCCUGAACCGAGUCACGCCCCACGGCGAAAAGAUCUACAUGACGCUCUCGGCGUACCUAGAGCUGGAGAAAUGCACGCAGCCGGCGGUGGUGACCAAAGACGUGUGCAUGGUCUUCUACUCUCGCGACACCAAACUAUCCGCCUCGCGUUCCAUUCGCAAUCUUUUCGGCACCGGGAGCCUGAGAGCGGCCGAUGGAAAUCGUGUGACGGGCGUGUACGAGUUGAGCCUGUGCAACCUGGCGGAUGCGGGAAGUCCGGGCAUGCAGCGGCGCAGGCGGCGAGUGCUGGACACGUCAGUGGCGUACGUCCGCGGCGAGGAGAACCUGGCCGGGUGGAGGCCUCGCAGCGACAGCCUCAUCCUAGAGCACCAGUGGGAGCUCGACAAGCUCAGCUUGCUUCAGGAUGUGGAGAAGACCAAACAUUUCCUGUUGCUGCGGGAGAAGCUUGAGUCCACCCUACUGCUGGCGGGUCGGGGGGCUCAGCAGCCGGCGGACGAGGAGCCCGAAGACCCGGGGGUCUGCACGGCAUCCGACAUCACCACCGACAGGCAACGGGAGCUCGCCACCAAGUGUCUGCGGCUGCUCACUCACUCCUUCGACAGAGAGUACACUCACGUUUGCGUCAGCGCCAGUGAAAGCAAGAUCUCGCAAAUGUCUGUCACCACGCUGAGAGACUCGGCCUCCAUCUCCACCCUCAACACCAUCACGCCCUCGUCCACCUGCCCUUCCCUGGUGGAGGGUUGCUACGGCAACACAGAUCUCAGACCUCCCGCUCCUCGCUCCCGUGCCGUCAGUCCGAGUCCCGACGCGCAGCCGGAUGCUGAUGCCAAAAAGUGCGCGAGCGCAAGCUCAGAAGGGAAACCUCGCAUCCGUAGAUUCGUUCCCGAUAUCCAAGAGAUCCGAGUCAGCCCCAUUGUGUCCAAAAAGGGUUACCUGCACUUCCUGGAGCCGCACACCAACGGCUGGGUGAAGCGCUACGUGGUGGUGCGCCGGCCGUACGUCUACAUCUACAACACGGAGCGUGAUGCCAUAGAGCGAGCCAUCCUCAACCUGUCCUCGGCGCAGGUGGAGUACAGUGAAGACCAGCAGGCCAUGCUCAAGACCCCCAACACUUUUGCCGUGUGCACGGAGCACCGUGGAAUAUUGCUUCAAGCCACUAGUGACAAAGAUAUGCACGACUGGCUGUAUGCCUUCAAUCCUCUCCUGGCGGGGACUAUCAGAUCCAAGUUGUCCAGAAGACGAGUGGGACAGAUGAGGAUGUGAUGGAAAAGACUUGAGAUGUAUAUAGACUACCGACCCCUCUCCCUUUCCACCCCGCCGGCGCCAUCUUCCUUCCCCCAGUUAGCGUUACUCUACGCCAUCUUGUGUCAGGAUUUUUCUAAUCAGUCCGGUAGUCAGAUUCCAAACGUGUGUGGUGAUGUCAUGUAGUCGUGUCAGUGGCGCAUCCGAUCUUAUACAUACAACACAUUACCUACUGUACGUGUGUGCGUACGCAUGUGCGUGGACAUGCAGCAAGAAAGAAAAUCAGAGUUUGGGCAAAAGUAUUGGGACACUGGCCAAGUCAAAACUGGAACUGGGACAAAAAGUUUUAAGAAACUUGAUAACCAUGAAGUACAGUCACAAAAAUUAUUGGGAUACCCAGGAAGGAAGAAAAAUGAAGUUUGGCAAAUGUAUUGGGAUAUCUGCCAGAUGCGUCAGUAAAAGCAGUUUGGAUAGAAGCACUGGGACACCGAUAGGAAAUCAAAACUGUUUGAAAAUGUUGACAAAAUAUUGCAACAUUAGCAAAAGUAUGUUGGAAUUCGUCUUGGUUUGGCAAUUUUUUUGUUUUGAAUCCAGCCAGCUUUUUAUGGACUGAAAAUGACCUUGCAUCACCUAACGAUUAAUUAAUGAACAGGUGUGUCCUAAUACUUUUGUCUCUCUAAAAAUGCACCUCUUGAACAGCUAUCUUUUUUUGUUGUUGUUGUCAUUUCUCCGACAAACUUUCUCACAUGCUGCCUUCCAUGUUUGCACAUCUGCACUCGCGUAACACAACAGCGACGCCACGUUCAUCCUCACAUUUUGAAACUUCCGCUGUCGCUUUAUUUAUUUUUGUAUUUAUUUCCAUGUGCAUGUAUGUAUUCAUGGACAAAGACGUUUACAGUGUAUUUGUAAAGUGGUGCAAUGUGUGCACAUGGCACUUUGUAAGACGCUCCCUCCCACGAUGUUGUUUUGAGAAGAAUAACGCAAACACACUUUACUUGAAUGAAUCCCCUCCACUCCUUUAAGUUGUCAGGCUAGUAGGAAGUAAUAUGAAAUCCUAAAUAGAUAUACUCUUUAAAGUGCAUAUAGAUGACAUCGUGCCUCACGGUUGCGUUCUAUCGGACAACCUUCACGCUGCUAUUUAUGCUCUUCAUCCUGACAUCAUCAUUAUUAUGUAUUAUCAUCUACACAAUGUCUCCACUUUAACCCUUUCAGGGACAGCGGUUACGACAGUGGACAGUUUAUCAUGUUAUCAGGUUACAGGUUAUCAUGAUUGGUGCAUGUAACAGGCUCUGCUGUACUCUACGUAGCCGACACAAGUGAUCCCAGCCUAAUUCAAACGUGAAAUGUAAGAUUUUUUUUUCUCAAUUUUUCACUGCCCGGGUGAGGUGAGUUGUGCGUCAGGUCAGCCAACCUGAGUGCACGCUUACAACAAAAAAAAUCCUUUUCAUUCUCACAAAAUGGUCUCAGAAUUUUUACACAAACUGCGUGUCACAUUGGCUCCAACCAAAGUUGUUGUAGUCAUUCAACACUGAAUGUACAAACCACAUUUUUAAGCUUCUACCACUCCUUAAGUGCUUGUGUGUGCGUGUGCUCCCAUUUGACCUCACGCACUUCAAGACGUGUACUACUGUGUGUUGAUGUGUGUGCGGCACCACUGUUGUUUAUUAAAACACGCGACCCUUGACCGUCAUUUUCUAUCACCUUCGGCUCUGAAUGGGAAAAGGCCAUUUUUGUGCUUCCACAUUUCUUUUUUCCCGCUUUCUCAAAAAAAAAAACAACGACAUCGCAUUGUAUAUAAUAAACAUGAUUGCUGUGAACGGCGUGUGUCAAACAUUAGGGGGCCGAGCUCUUACUGUCAAUGGGCUGUUGGAGUUCAUUCAGUGUGUCUUUUUUUUUUCGAGUGUCGGAGUAAAGCGUCCAAAUAUUUGUGCGUGUGUGUUUGCACCGAAACACAUUAUCAUAUAUGGAAUAAAAAUAAAAUAACAAUGAUGCAACAUG
Messenger RNA from Hippocampus comes (tiger tail seahorse), 7785 nucleotides. It is a transcript of the gene kif1aa, whose product is annotated as kinesin family member 1Aa. Gene Ontology annotation, molecular function: microtubule binding; ATP binding; microtubule motor activity. The coding region runs from base 373 to 5808 and encodes 1811 amino acids. The record is from RefSeq and is a predicted model, not a curated record. Gene Ontology annotation, biological process: microtubule-based movement. The transcript has 50 exons. Lineage: Eukaryota; Metazoa; Chordata; Actinopteri; Syngnathiformes; Syngnathidae.